Messenger RNA from Xyrichtys novacula (pearly razorfish), 10078 nucleotides. The record is from the annotation of a GenBank genome assembly. NCBI's taxonomy places the organism in Eukaryota, Metazoa, Chordata, Actinopteri, Labriformes, Labridae.
GUCUCUCCAAGCAAUGGUACUAUGUCUCUCUUCAGUUUCAGUGGUCUGGUUUGCAUUCCGGGGUCCAAUUUAUCAAACCCUCACAGAUUACACAGUAUUGUCACUUGCUGGUCUGGUAUGUAAAUGUGGAUGUUUCUCUGUCCAUUUUCACGUGGACAGAGAAACAUUCAAAGAUUUUUGUGAAGACGGAUAGAACAUGACUAUUGAAUGACCAACAAUUUGAAAAACCUCACCCAGCACAUACAUGAGGACUUGGCCCGUGGAUGCAACAGUGGUUCAUGAAAUUUAUGGUGAUAAGUGUUCUCCAGCGACCCUUUUUCCAAGACCAAGACGAGACGAUGACGAGCUAAAACAUAUUAAUGAUACAGAUGCCUAACCAAAAGGCAUUGGAGUCCAAAAACUCAGACCCAAUCUCAAAAGCUGCCAGCAUGAACCCUGACAAAAAAGGUAAAAAAAAAAAAAAGUGAAUCAGCGACUUUUUUUUUUCUUUUUUGGAGCGUUGAGGAGUUUUAAUCUUUUGCUCAUGUCAUUAUUUGUUUCACCCUGGGAAAGGGACCCCACUGACGCUUGGGUGGGACUUCCUACCGUCCUUCUCCCAGAUCAGGUCGUCACCUCUACACGUCUGGCAUAAGAGGGAAACCCUGCCUUUCCUCCCCUGGCUCCUCACAGACAAAUAUCAUGACUGGUUACGGGGGUGAGUGUUUAUUUCAGUGUUUGUACUCUGCUCUACUCUGUGUGACCUCAUCGCUGCAGUGUCAUAUUGAGUGUGAUGGAGCACUGGGUCUGAUCUCUGAGGUUUUCUGAGCCACACUUUACAACAAAGAGCACUUAACCCAGAUUAGCCUGAUGUAUGGCGGUCUGACGCCUGUUAUUUCCUGCUGAGGUUGAAGCUAAUUUGCGGCUCACCUUUUGCUCAGGGUUCAGCUGUUCUGUUGUCUCAUGGCCUGUGUUUUCUGCUGCAGAUGAUAGUAGCUGUAAUAUCAAACAUUAUUACAGGGAUAAGUCAGAUAAUAAGAAUAAGAACUUUAUUAAUCCCAAAGGGAAAUUCAAUUGUCUGUUUUCUCACAUGUCUCUAAAGUUAUCUACUAUUUACACAAGAGUUAUAAAGUCUGAUUACUGUUGGUACAAAAGAUUUUCUAAAUCUUUCUGUCCUGCAGUGAAUAGAGAGGAGCUGUCCACCACCAUUGGCCCUUUGGUCCAUCAAGGUGUUGUGAAGUGGGUGAUCCAUGUUCUUGAGAAUAGUCUCCACCUUCCUCAGUGUAGAUCUCUCCACCACAUCCUCCACUGAGUCCAGCUUGAGUCCUACCACAGAGCCAGCCUUUCUCACCAGUUUGUUAAGACGUCUUGCAUCUUUGUGUUUGAUGCUUCCUCCCCAGCAGACUGCAGUGUAGAACAGAACAUCAUAGACACCACAGACUGAUAAAAUAUCUGCUACAUCUUAGGCCCGAACUACACGUAUAUGGAUAUUUAUUUAUCAGGAUAUUUUUGUACUCCCGUCUAAAUAAAUGUAUCUGUCCACACGUGUUAGUUCUCAAAAAUAUCUGCGUCCACACGUAGCCUUCAAACUCAAUCCUAUCUGGUGCCGCUUAAAAAAAAUUCAGGAACAAAGCUACCUGAUUGGCCGAUGAAUCUUAACAGCGUGAUGUGUCAUGCAUUGUUUGCGGAAGCUACGCUAGUGCGUCGGGUCCAUGUGACGGUGUGGCGGCUAUAACAAAGCAGACGCCUCUGUGAGCUGGCUGACUGGUGGAUGUAAUUGUAUAAAACAAGGUUCUCUUGCAAGGCUGAAAUUAGCCCCAAAAGGGCAAAACAAACGUAAAGAAUACCCUGUAUGUCCGCCAUCAUUGUUGUUGAGCUGCGGUUUGACGUCAUCGAUCCGUAAAAGUUCAACCACACGAAUCCACUUAUACGGAUAUUUUUUUAUUUCUCCACUUGUUUUUCCGGAUUCAGAUUUAUCCGGUUUGAGUGUUCCAAACUCCCGUUUUGGUGUGGUAGGGAGGCCUAAUCGGACAUAAAUAUGUGCGGUUUGAAAUAUAUCCACAUUCGUGUAGUUGGGGCCUUACUACAGAUGUCUAUUGAUCAGAGUCUUCUCAGGGAAAAGAGGUGGCUCUGCCCCUUUCUGCAGAUGAAGUCUAUAUUCUUAGACCAGUCCAACUUAUUAUCCAGAUGUACACCUAGGUAUUUAUAUGAAGUCACCACUUCGAUGUCCACUCCACAGGUGUUAACUGUCUGAAGAGGGGGUUUGGAUCUACGGAAGUCUAUGACCAUCUCCUUUGUCUUUGAGGUGUUGAGGAGGAGGCAGUUUUUGUCCAUUUCUGAUACGCGCCACGAUAGUGGUGUCAUCUGAGUAUUUCUGGAUAUGGCAGGACUCAAACUGUGGCCUUCUUUUCCGGUAAUCUACAAUCCAGGAAACACAGGAAGGAUCCACUCCCAUCUCUGAGCUUGUCUUUGAGUAUGGUGGGUUGGAUGGUGUUGAAUGCACUUGAAAAGUCGAAGAACAUGAUCCUCACACAAACCCCAGGUUCCUCCAGAUGAGACAGGGCACGGUGAAGCAUGUAGAGGACAGCAUCAUCCACUCCAAUGUGUUCUUUGUAUGCAAACUGCAGGGAGUCCAGUUUAUCUCUGACCUCAGACCUCAGAAGGUGUAGAGACAGCCGCUCCAGGGUUUUCAUGAUGUGUGAAGUGAGGGCCACUGGUCUGUAGUCAUUGAGUUCAGCAGGACAUUUUGUUUCUGGUACUGGCACAAUGCAGGAUUUUUUCCACAGAGUGGGUACCUGCCCCAGCUGUAGACUCAGGUUGAAGAUCCUGUGGAGAGGUUGACACAGUUCUGCAACACAGUCUCUAAGCAGCCUUGGACACACACCAUCUGGACCAGCUGCCCUUCCAGGACAAAGUCUUCCAAGCUCCAUCCUCACCCCUGUUUCGGUGACAGACAAGGACUGGUGGUCCAGAAGGGUGGCAGUUGAAGUGGUUGAAAAAUUUCAAUGAGAUGGAGGAGGAACGGGAGAAGUUGUAGUGGAGAUUUGUUGAGGAGAAGAGGGUGGAGUAGCAGUGGAAGUGGGAGUGACAGCAGUGUCAACUCUGUUGAAGAACAGGUUGAGUUCAUCAGCUCUUUCCAGAUCACCCACCACUGGCUGUCUUUACUUUUUUUUUACUGAUUCCUCUCCACACUUCACGGAUGUUGCUGUGUUGUAGAUUCUUCUCUAUCUCCUUUUUGUACUCCAGCUUUGCCAUCUUCAGUCUCCUCAUCAACUCUUGUUGCACUUGUUUGAGUUGUUCUUUGUCACCAUCUUUAAAAGCUUUCUUUUUCUGCGUAAAACAGUCCCUUAGAGCUUCACUGGCUUGAGGUGUCCAUCUUCUGAUUUUGACUUUGGUCACAGGCUGCCUCAGUACACAAGGUCUGUAACAGGUUUGCAGAUAGACCAAGUAAUGAUCUGACUUGCCCAGUGGUGGUAAGGCAGUAGCUCUGUAGGCUUCUUUGACGUUGGCAUACAGCAGAUCCUGGGUUUUGUUAUCUCUGGUAGGACAGUUCACAAGCUCUGUGAAUCCAGUCCGGUGAGAGGAGAGGGUGACAUGUUUGAAGUCUCCUGAUAUUAUUAUUUGUGCCUCCGGGUGUUGACUCAGUAGCCUGGCAACACUAUUUUGCAAAACAUUGCACAGAAUUUCCUCAGUUGAUUUGGGUGGAAUGUGAACAACUAUUGUUAUGAUAUGACUAAAUUCUCUGGGAACAUGAUAUGGCCGAAGAGCAACUGCCAAUAGUUCAAUAUCUGGACAACACAACUUCUCCUUGACAGUUAUGUGUGAAGGGUUACACCAUCUCUGGUUGACAAAUAAAGCCAGACCUCCUCCUUUCUUCUUGCCACUAGCUUGAGCAUCUCUGUCUUACCUUAUGAGAGUGAAGCCAGGUAGAUCCACACUGGAGUCUGAGUUGUUUUGAUUCAACCAGGUUUCAGUAAAACACAGGAAACUACACUCACGGUAUGCUUUCUCAGUCUUCACCAAUAUCUCCAGCUUAUCGCUUUUGUUGGGCAGAGAGUUGACGUUUCCCAUGAUGAUUGAUGAAAGAAAGGGUUUAUAUCGCCACCUCCUAGCAUUCAGCUUUGCCUUCACCCUUGCACCAGCACGGCAACCACGAUAACACCUCCUGAUGUCCUCUGGAAUUAUAUGUUGUUGUCCAGAUUUGCUUUUCCUCAAUGUAAGGAGCUCUUCUCUUGAGUAAACUCUUCGCCCAGCAGAAGUAUCCAUCAGCAGCCAACAAAAUGACAACAAAAAUAUGAAAAAAUCUAGCAGAAAUUACAAAAAAUACAGAUAAUACAGAGAGACCAGACUUCAAUCAAUCAAUCAAUCAAUCAAAUUGUAUUUAUAUAGCACAAAUUCACAACAGUCGUCAUCUCAAGAUGCUUUUCAAAGAACAAGAGCAGGUCUAGACCACGCUCAUUGUUUGAUGAUCAAGAACCAACCUAAGCUGGGUUUUGGCCCAUCUCAACUAACAUGAGUAACAGUGGCAAGAAAAAACUUCCUUUUAACAGGCAGAAACCUUGAGCAGGACCCGACUCAUGUUAGACAGCCACCAUGCCGCUGCUGGGUUGGGGAGGAAUGUAGAGAGAUGGAGGUAGAGAGAGGCGAGGGGAGAUGGAAGAGGGCAGGGGGAGAGAGAGAGAACAAGAUAAGGGGAAGGAGAGAGAAAAUUAGUAAGAAGAGGGAGGGGGAGGGAGAGAGAGGGGGAGGGAAUGAGGGUGAGAGAGAGACAGGGGACAGCAGAAACAACAGCAACAACAACAACAGCUCAUGUAAUGGUGAAACAAAAUGAGUUCAGUUUACAGGGUUAGGAUAUGAGUGAUUAUGGACAAUGUUAAAUUAAUGAAAUGUGAUUACAGUCAGCAGGCCUAAUAGUAGUCAGCCCUAGUUUUAUGUUAUUAAUUUCAGACAAUUACCUCUGGGAAAUUUUGCAAGGGCCAUGGGGGGCUACUGCCAGGGUGUGUACAUUAUGAUUAGUAUUUUUUAUUUUUAUAUUUAUUUUUUUGCUUUGAUUAUUGUUAUUUUAGUUUUGAAUAUUCCCAUUGGUUUUGUUUGUUUGUUUUCAGUUUGCUUUCUUGUGUUGCAUGCACAUGUUCGAAAAAAGUUAAUAAAUGAAAAAUAAAUGAACGAAUGAAAUGAUAUGAUGAGAUUCUUCAGAUCUCAAAUAAUUAAUACUAGUCACAUGGUGAUAUUAUAUCCAAGAAGCAACAUUCCUGGUUCAAGUAUUUAUUUAAACAACAAAUAACCAGAGUAAGAGCAGUGGGUGUUUGACAAACUUCAAUAAUUGCUCUUUUUUUUGGCAUGUCUCAUAGACAUCUAUACAAAAUUUUUCUGCUGUUUUUGGCAAUGUAAGUCAUUUAAUUUGUAUUCAGUAGAGAAAAGUAAAAGCACAAUGAUCCUGAUCAAACCGUAUGUUUUGAUAUAGAACUUGACAUACAACUCUUCAAGCUGUAGGACUAGUAUUGAAUUUUUAAAUUUAUCAGGAAGAGGAAUAAGAAAAAAUCCAGCCGGAUUACUUGAGAAUUUUGAAGCAAUUAUGUUCCAGACUUUUUAAAAGUGAAGUUGACUUGUUAGAGUUUGCAGUGCAGCGGGCUGAAUUGGACUCCUUUACAGGCCAGUUCUGGCCCCCUGAGCCAGUUUGACAGUGUGACACCCUGUGGUAGAUGUUAAUUUAAAUUUUUUGUUACACACAAAAAACGAAUAUCAUGCCACAAAGCAAACACAAACAAAAGUGGAGAUGAGACUGCUACCAAGAAACCAAAGAGGGUGACUUGGUUUAAGAAUAUGCAUUUUUGAAGAUGAAAAUUAAUGUGUCAAUUACAUGAUUUAUUGUGGCCAGUCUAAGGCAAAAGUGUGCAAUAAUCAUGCUAUCUAAUCCGCAUCUUGAUAUGCCACACAUGUGAGGUGGAUAGAUUAUCUCAGCAAAGGAGAAGUGUUCAGUAACACAGAUUUAGACAAAAUUUGUCAACUAUAUUUGAGAGAAAUAUGUCUUUUGUGUUUAUAGAAAAAGUUUGAGUUUAGCUCAUGAAAAAUGGGAGCAAAAACAAAAGUGUUGUGUUUAUAUUUUUGUUUAGUGUAUUUGAUAUUUCAUUAAUGGUAUGGAUGAUUUUACAGCUCUUAAGUCAUUGCUUUGAUGAAAGCAGCCAUACUUUCUUUUACUAUUGAUGUAAAUCCAUUUAUCACUGUUAAACUCUGUAUUUUAUAGAAACCACAUGAACAGACUCAUCUGAUGCAUCCCCUAGUCAUAUCUGAAAAGUCAAGUCCCAUCUGGAGCCUUAAAGAUGUGGAAAAUACUUUAUCACUAGCCAGCUCUGCUGAAACGUUAGGAUAUAAAUGUGCUGAUGAUUUAUUGGUGUAAAAUUCACCCACUUACAUUCACUCUCUGACAAAUCCAAUUCCUCCCUUCUUCCUGUUACUUGACGUAUCUGCUCAUUUUAAGGGUGUCAGCAGAGCUGUAAGCCAAUCCAGCGUGUUUGAUCUUCCUAACAUCCUGUGGUUUUGUGACGCUCGCCAUAAUUAAAGUCAGAUGGAGCCCAUUUAGAGAUUCUGAAUGGGUAAACUCUGGUCUGUGUGACAAACCCAUCAGCAGCAGUAUCAGCAGUAGUAUGUGGGAUGGGCUCGGAGCAGUUUCCCAGCUGAGGAGCCACUUGUAAAGUCAUCUUCCCAACUGCACUCAGGUGGCACUGUUAAGAGGAAGCUGGAAAAGCCAUCUAACUGUUUACUUUCUGUCUCUUUGGCCCACUUUUCCCAUGCUUUCGUGACUCGUGUUAGGUAAUGAUCCAACCUUAUUUCAGGUCACUUCUGACAGAGAGUUAUCAAAGUGUUCUUUCAGCCCCAGGUCAAACAGUUUGGAGAGAUUUUAAUCUACUUUUAUUCACCAGUACACAAAGUAUUUAUAUUGCCAAACAAUCCCUGUAUUGAUGAAAGGAACAUAGUUCAUUUGAUAUCUGCCACACACAAGCACCUAUUUAAGCACUAUCCCCAUGGGAUUGGUAUCACCCUCUGAUAAUUUUGACUAAUUGAUGGCAUCUGUGUUUACAGUUCUCUACCUUGGCUGUACCUAAAAAAGUAAAAACUCCAGAGCAAAUCACCUGCCACAUUUUUGGACACAAAAAGGUCCUCUGACAGUCUAAAUCUAGUCCAGAUUGACAUCUUGGUAAUUUGAGUUGUAAAUUUUCCAUAAGAAGUUCAUUUUCUGAUAAAAACCAUAAAUGUUGGACAUCCUGAACAAAGGUUUUGACUGAAUUUGGGUGAAAAUUAAACUGGAUGCUUCCCCUAAACAGUGUGAAGACCUGUUUACAGAAAGAGAAAAUUAAAAUUCCUCUUUAAAUCUAGAUUUCAGAGGUAGAUUAGAUGGAUAAUAUACGUUCAAACCACUCCACCUUUGUAGUGCUAACACAGUGUGCAUGUAUGAAGGUGCACCACAGCUCUUUUAAAGGGCACAGCUCUUAUUAUUGCUGCUGAACAGCCAGCAUUUCUUGCUAAUUACCUCAUGCUUGAUGCUGAGGAGUCAACCCCCUCAAAAUCUAUUGUUAUUAAUGAUACACAUUAAAAGGGAUAUUCUGGCGUAAAAUUAAUUUAGGGUCAAACACACGGUAAUACUGAGUUAGACACCCCCUCGAGAGAUGAAUGUUGCCGACUGCUUGCUUCUGUAGUUAUACCAACUUUCGUAAUGACCACACAAUACACAGCCACACGCUCAACCAAAAAGCCACUCUAUAGCCACAGAUAAUGCUCAGGGGCCUCAUUUAUAAAGCUUGCUUACGCACAAAACCUGGCUAGAAAUUGCGUACGCCACUUCUUACGCAAGAGUUGGGAUUUAUAAAAGAAAAACUAGUGUAGGAAUGUGCGCAACUUUAAGCAAACUCCACACCUUGCUUACGCACUUUUUGGAGACAAUCGGAGCAAGGUGAGAAUAGUCCGGGUGAUGCGUUCAGCACAACGGAUGACUCGAUGCAGCCUUUCUGUCCUGAGAGCUGCAGCUGCCGUACCAGGCAGUGAUGCUCGCAGAAAGCACAGACCCCACUGUGGCGGUGUAGAUAGUUUGCCAAUUUGAAUUUACAAAUGUGCAAAAAAACAAAUUCCAUUUACAUGCAUUUGUUUUAAGAUUAAUAUGACUAAAUCUUUUUGGUUUACGAACUUUCACCACAUAAGCAGCGGUGGAUAACGGAGCGUUUUUUUUUUUUUGAACACAUGCACGAGUGUCACACGUGCUUGUUUUUUCUGAUCCUCACCUGUCGCCGCCACGCUCUGAUGGUGCAAAGCCACUUUUUUCUUUGCCUCCACCUUUAGAUCAGACCACUUCUUGAUUUCGGCACAGUUUUGUUUUCGUCAUUGUCGACGAAAACAAAACUCCACGUGUUUGCGCGCGCGUGCGUGUGUGUCUGUGUGUUGAAGGAGCACAGCAGGCUGAUGACAGCUGUCAGAGCGGACAGAAGCUGCUCCUAUAUGUUUAGCGUUUAACUGACUGAGUUUUGCAACUCUGGUCGUCAUUUUCGUCUCGUCCCAUCAACGUAAACGCACUUUCGUCUCGUCACAUUUUAGUCAUCUCCGACUUAUGUUUAGCUCGUCAACGUUACGUCUUCGUCGUGGAAGAAAAGGGAAAUAUUUCUGUCAACAAAAACAACCAGUGUUGUUCUCGUUGAUGAAAAUAUUUCUUUUUGACGCUGGUGUUGACGAAAAUAUUUGACGAAAUAUGACCAAAACAACACUGUUUCGGCAACGCUGCGCUCAAUGCCAGCCGCAAUUGCCACCACGGCAACGGCGUUUUUAUUGGUGAUGCCACUCGAAUGGCCGCCGAAUAAGGUCUCCCGUCUCGCCGCCACCUCAUUUACAAGAACCUCCACCUCGAUCUCUGAAAAGUUUCUUUUUCUACGACUUGCCGAUGCCAUGGUUAAGCGUGAAAUGCCGUGGAUCCACCAGGCUUAUUUACAUGCAAAUCACAUUCAUGAGGUAAUUUGCAUGACCAUACAUGGUGAAUUUUGGGUGUGGAGAGGGCGGGGAAGAAUCAAAUCCCUGCUGCGCAACUUUCCAGCUGGUCUGUGAUUUAUAAAGGGAAAGUGCGUGCAGGUGUGCGUAGGCAGGGUUUUAUAAAUCAGAUUUUUUUUUUGCCUACGCACUUUUCAGCUUUUCAACUUACGUACACUUUUAGUAUGGAUCCUACGCCAGGUUUUAUAAAUGAGGCCCCAGAACAGCACCUAACUUCAUCAACAGUACAUAUAGGGUCCUAGCCAUAGCACUAGCCACCAAACAUCUUUUUAGCUUUGCCUAAUUUCUUUAGCAAAGAGACUAAACACAACUCACCCACUCUCCUCCAGCAGCUGCUUGUUUGUAGCGAGACCUCGGGCCAGUCCAUUGACCCUAAAUUAAUUUUGCGCCGGAAUAUGCCUUUACGAGCACUGCCAGAGACAAACAGAUUAGACAUGUUAACUUCUGUUUUACUUCUGCUUGUUGUAGCUGAGGCAAGACACUAGUUUAUCUUAGCAUACUAAACUGAUCAACUGAACAACAUGGUAAUUUGAUGUCAGAUCCUCGCCUGUUAUUCAGGCUACAUCAGCACAGCUGGUGAGUGCAUCUCUUAGUCAUAGAUCACUACAAGAAAAAUAAAUAAAUACAAAUAAAAAAUACAAGCAGUAAAGAUGAUCAAAAGUGUUUUUAGUUUUGACUUUUGUAAUCUCAGCUGUUUUCUCCUCACUAGUACUUUUGUUUUAGCUGAUUUUCCCAUCUCAAAUGUGUGUUGUCUGUUGUUUGUCUGUGUGUGGUAAUCACAGACAUGCUGCCACUCCUGUUGCCUCUCCUGCUGCACACUUGAGACCCAUCCAUCAAUCAAGCUCCGGGAGUGCAUAUAUACCCGUCUCUCCACUCCAGUCUUCACUAUGUGGUAACUGUGCUCCUGAACUUCUCUGAAACUUUGGAACCUGAUAUGAAUCUCUGCACUCCUUGUCCUAGGAUCACCACUCAGGAUCCCUGUACAAUAACAAUAACUCUGUUGCAUCAGUAUUAAAAAACAAUAUUUUAUCCAAACCUUUCAAUCUUCCAAGAGGCACACGCCAAGGAUGUCCCC